Molecule: messenger RNA, 3032 nt
Organism: Tetranychus urticae (two-spotted spider mite)
Lineage: Eukaryota; Metazoa; Arthropoda; Arachnida; Trombidiformes; Tetranychidae
Source: RefSeq, a predicted model, not a curated record
GUUUUCAUUUAACUAGUGCAUCGCCUUUUCGCAGCAUCAUCUGGUAACUCUUCUUAGUUCACUCUUUGUUCUGACGGUUGUGUGUUUUUAUGUUAUAAUUUAACCAAUGAGGAGUUGCCACAAAACCUUUUUAUUUUAUUAAUUGAAUCAACUUUAUUUAUUUAUUUCAUCCAUCUAUCUAUUUAUUGUUUGCUUUUCUGAACAAUUUUUAAACCGUAAAUUUAUUUAUAUUCUUGUCAAUAUCAUUCCAGUGAAACCAUGGAGCCCUUCAAGAUUGAGGGUAACCAGUCAAAGAGCUUAGAACAAGACGAAAAAAUUAAAAAUGAUAAAUUAAGAAAGUUGAUUUAUAAAUGUACCGUCACACUAUCAAUUUCAUCACCACUCUCUUGUAAAUUACGUGAAAGAUUAGCAUCUAUUCUUCCCAAAGUUUCCUCUAACCCGUUUCCAUGGCAUGAAAAAUAUUGUAAAACUAAUAUUCGCUUACACUAUGGUGAUUAUACACCUUAUAGUAGCCAUUUACAUCCUCAAUAUAAACCACCUCGUCCAUUGAGGUCUAACACUUCUAUUGUUGAGGAAAAGACUUCUGUACCAUCAUCGUGGUCAUCAUCAUCAAAAGCAUCUGACGUUCACCACUACUCAUUUAAUCGUAAACAACGUUACCGCAGAUGGACACAAAUAGAAGAUAAAUACAGUUCUGUUUUCGAUGAAACGGAUUCUUAUAAUAAUAUAAUAACACUUGAAUCUGAUAAUAGUAACGACAGUGAAGUCAAGUCAAACCCGAGACUAUCUUCUUGGUCAACAACACCUGUUAUUUUCCCAAUAAUUGAUUUUGAUGAAAUCGUUGAAGCUCAAUUAGAGAAAGAAGCCAGGUCUAGAUUACAAUAUCAAGUAGAAUAUUCUGAUCACAAUUCCCACGUGAAUCCACCUUAUAUAAUUUUUUUCGUUCCUGAUGAUAGCAAUAAAAGCGUACCUAAUGAAACUGUUGCAGAUUUACCUCCUUCCCUUGGUUAUGAAAUAAUUCUAGAGCCUAUGAACAUAUCUUCAACAUCAUUGCCUCCUCAAACAUCAUCACCAUCAUCAUCUUCAUCAUCACCACCUAUAUCCACAUCUCCAUCUCCUGAUAGAACUAUAAUUUCAUGUGAUCAAGUAAAGCCUGAAUUAGUAAAGAAUGACAAUAAUUUAAUUCAAACGGACGUUAAACUUAUCCACAAGUCAAUAAGUGAAAUUCCCAAAAAGGAUUUUGCUCCAUUGAGAAGAUCCAUGAGAAGGGAAAAAAUUUCAAGUAAAUCCAAUUGUGUCAUCAACGAAACCAACCAGUCCUCAAUCAGAGUUGAGCCUAAGAGAACUCAAGCAACUAAUAAAAACUCUUCAUCGGUCUGUGAUAUUACCCUAUCCAAUAUAUCUUAUGGUAAUACUAAACCAAGUUUUUCCAAGGAAAUGUUAAAAACAGAGGACGUUGUGAUAAAACAUCUAUCUGCAUCAGCUGAAACCGUGAUAAAAGCUAAACCGUCUAUAAAACCCAAUAAAAGAAUUCAAGAAAAGCUGAUACCAUUGGAAACAACAACACUAAAUAGUUUAAGGAAGGUAAAUCACACUUCUUCACAGUCCAUUCGUCAUUCCAAACGAGCUUUAGACGAUGAAGUGAUGGUCAUACGAACAAAAGAUGAUAUACCUCGGAAAAAAGUUGAUACUGAUGAUGUAGUUAUGAUAAAAGUCAUGCAAUCAUCUAGACGACCAAGAUUAAGAAAAUAAAUAUUGAUUGAAACCAAAACAAUAUAUCUAAUCAUAAAGAAAAGAAUGAGAAUAUACACCUCAUUCAUUGAGAAUAAGUUUAUCAACUUGAUCACCUUUCUCUCUCUCUCUCUCCUAAUACCAGCUAAAUGUUUGAAAAUAGCACAUGAGAGAGUUCAACAGAACUUAUGUUACAAAAGUUUGACUAAAUCAUAAUGUUAGGGGCCAUUACAUCAGAACAAUUUGUAUCGUAUUUUUUUUAAUUUCAAACAGUUGAACCUGAUAAUAAAAACAUAAAUGAUUCUGUUACAUUUUUAAAACAUGUUCAGUUUUUCAUGUAACCACUUCAGGUAACUGAAGGUUACAUUUCUGUCGCGUGUGGAUUGGAAGGAAAUACAAUUACAGUAGCGGUCAAAGAAACUGUCAGUUAGAUUUUUCAAUGCUGCAAAAAAAUCAUAGUCCAGAAAGUCCUAAAGUAGCCCCAUUCUCAUCUUUGGUCAAACCUCUGAAUGGUGGUAAAACUUCAUUCACCUGUCAAAGUCUUCUAGGAUCCCCGCCAUUCCGUGUAGUCUGGCUUAAAGAUACGAAAGAGCUCUCCAGUUCUCAGUCAAGCAAAAUUCGUACAAUCGAAGAUUCAUCGAUGCUCAUCCUUGAUCGAAUUACUACUAGUCACUCUGGAAAUUAUAAAGUUGUAAAGUUUCCAACAACUUCGGAUCAGACUCUUACUCCACCGAACUGGUUAUUGAAGGUCCACCAUUCUGGAUUACUAAACCUCGAGACAUCAAAGCCAAGAUAGGGCAAACCGUAGAACUGGAUUGUAUUGCUUCAGGUUUUCCUAAGCCAGAAAUAGUUUGGAAGAAAUUCACAGAUGACAUGUGGACUAAUAUCAAUUAUCUUCAAAAUGCCCAAAUUUCGAAUGGUCACUUGAUUAUCAAUUCAAUUGACCGUCUUCAUGCUGGAAGUUAUGGAUGUUCUGCUUCAAACAAAAUCGAACCUAAUCUUUGGACUGAAUUUGUCUUUAGCGUUGAAGGUAAACUUUUUUAUGAAGUUAAUUGUCUUGAUGAUUGGCACUUUCUUACGUGUUAAUUCUUAAAAUUAGUUGACAACUCUUGCUUUCUGUCUGAAUCUGUUAUACUUGUUCACUUUGUAUUUUUCUUAUACUUUGCUUAAAAAUUGGCGCUUUUGGCCAAAAUAACAUUGUUAUUGAAUGAUAUCUUAUUUCAUAGCUGACAUAAUAUUUAUUUGAACUGGAAAAAUCGAAAUCUUAUAUUAAUCUACAAAAUGUCUAAAGUGGUGACAUU